Messenger RNA from Nicotiana tabacum (common tobacco), 1317 nucleotides. Its product is annotated as RING-H2 finger protein ATL16-like. Gene Ontology annotation, biological process: protein ubiquitination. Lineage: Eukaryota; Viridiplantae; Streptophyta; Magnoliopsida; Solanales; Solanaceae. The record is from RefSeq and is a predicted model, not a curated record. Gene Ontology annotation, molecular function: transferase activity.
CCUCCCAAAGUUUCUUCAAUAUUUGACCCUUUUUCUCAUAGGACUUUGGUCCUUCAUCUCAUUCAGUGUUGAAAAUUACAAACCUUUCAAUAUCUUCUUUGACACCUUUCUAAUAUUCGGCCUAGUGCAGUGCAUAGCAUACGUUAAACGGCCAACUACACGAGCAUAAUCUAGUUGAUCGGAAGAGCCGCGGUGGCCGCCUUGAAGUACAAUUUUCAUCGAGCGGCGGGUAGAAUCCUUUGCAGACGACUUAAAUACGUGACGGGGUAUUGUAAGUGGCAGAGUGGCUUUGCUGCCACGAUCCACUGAGAUUCAGCCCUUUGUCGCUCCGAUUCGUAAAAAAAAAUAUAUAUAUAUAUAUAAUAAUAAUAAUAAUCUAGUUGACUAACAGAUCUUCCCGAGUUCUCAAACAACAUGGAUUUAGAAUCAAUUUCUCCCAUGAAAAGUCCUCCAAUUAAUUUGCAUUCUUCUUCUCAUUCUAGUUUUCCAAUUAUUGCCAUAGCUAUUAUAGGCAUUUUUGCUAUUAUUUUCUUGCUAGUCAUUUACUAUGUUUUUGUCAUCAAAUGUUGCUUGAAUUGGCAAAGAGUUGAUCUUUUGAGGCCAUUUUCAUUUUCAAGAAGUCGAAAUAUUGAAGACCCUUUAACGGUUUACUCACAAGCAGUGGAAAAUGAGGGACUGAACGAAUCAGUGAUUCGUUCAAUCCCCGUUUUCCAAUACAAGAAAAGGGAAGAAAAUACAACAACUUCUUGUGAAUGUGUUGUUUGUUUGAAUGAGUUUCAAGAAGAUGAGAUGCUAAGAGUCAUUCCAAAUUGUGGCCAUGUUUUUCACAUUGAUUGUAUUGAUAUUUGGCUUCAAAAUAAUGCAAAUUGUCCACUUUGUAGAAUUAGCAUCUCAUUAUCAAAAAAUACAACAAAUUCCCAAUUGGAUCAAAUCAUCACUCCUAAAGAUCAAGACUAUGUUGUGAUAGAAAUAGGGGAUUUAUCAAUUAGUCCUUCUACUAGAAAAAUUGAACCAAAUGUACCAAAAACAAAAGUCAAAAAAUUGAACCAUGUUUCAAGUAUGGGAGAUGAAUGCAUUGACAUAAUUAGGAACAAGGAUGAACAAUUCACAUUUCAACCAACCAGGAGAUCUUUCUCAAUGGAUUCGGCGUCGGAUCGACAACUUUACGUAGCAGUUCAAGAGAUUAUUCAGCAGCAAAGGCAAGUUACUAAUGUUAGUCCUAGUGAAGGUAGUAGUAGUAGAAUUAAAAGAUUUUUUUCAUUUGGGAAUGGAAGAGGAUCAAGAAAUGCAGUUUUACCAGUUCACUUAGAGUCAUAG